Daucus carota subsp. sativus is the source of this 4027-nucleotide messenger RNA. Its product is annotated as DNA-directed RNA polymerase 2, chloroplastic/mitochondrial. Gene Ontology annotation, molecular function: DNA binding; DNA-directed RNA polymerase activity. The record is from RefSeq and is a predicted model, not a curated record. Gene Ontology annotation, cellular component: mitochondrial DNA-directed RNA polymerase complex. Bases 138 to 3191 code for a protein of 1017 amino acids. The transcript has 19 exons. Gene Ontology annotation, biological process: mitochondrial transcription. NCBI's taxonomy places the organism in Eukaryota, Viridiplantae, Streptophyta, Magnoliopsida, Apiales, Apiaceae.
UAACUGAACAUAUAGAUACAGAGUAUUCCAAGGUUUAACAAGGGUUUUUAGGUUUUUUCAGUGGCUCCUACCCUGCAAAUCUUCCCCAGUUCUGUAAUGACAAUCUUUCUUCAAAUGUUUCAUAAUCAAACAGUUUGAUGUUUACUACAAAACCCCCCAUUUCAUUUGGCAUAAAAACAACAACUUUUGAUCAAUUAGCCUCUGACACUCACUUGGUCUGUGCAGAAUCCCCUGGAGGCAUGUUGAGAAACAUUACAAGAAAAGUAGUGUUUGCAUCUCCAAGAUUUUCUGGUUCUUUCAAGGUUCAGUUUUCUUCACUUGGUACUAGUAGUAAUUGCGGUUUUCUUGGUUGUUCAAGUUCUGUUUUUUAUGGUGAAUUUGAUAAAUAUAGGCCUUUUGAGGGUGGUUAUUGGUCUAGGGAGGGUUUUUUAGAAAUGGGGUUUUUCGGGUUGCGAAAAGAUAGGAUUUUUAGUAGGAAUGAUGUUGGGUUUAAUGGGUUGGGUUUGAGGAGUUAUGGUAGUGUAGCUGAGAAUGUUGCGGUGUCGGGGACGGAUUGCGAGGAGGAGGGCAAUGAGGUUGAGGAGUUGUUAAAUGAAUUGAAGAAAGAAGAUAGGAGAGGGUAUCAGAGGAUGAGGUGGAGGCAGAAGAAGAGUGAAGGGGGUUUUAAGUAUCAGAAGCUUAGGAAGAGGCAGGUGAAGAUUGAGACGGAGGCGUGGGUGCAGGCGGUCAGGGAGUAUAGGAAUUUGUUGAAGGAGAUGUGUGAUCGGAGUUUAGCUCCGAAUUUGCCUUAUAUGAAAUCGUUGUUUCUUGGUUGGUUUGAGCCUUUGACUAAUAAGAUUAGUGAAGUUCAGGAAGUUUGUAGAUUGGGGAAGAAUAAAGCGUCAUAUGCGCCUUACUUUGAUCAGUUACCAGCUGAUAUGAUGGCAGUUAUAACAAUGCAUAAGGUGAUGGGAUUGUUGAUGGCAGGAGGUGGACAAGGCACAGCUAGGGUGGUACAAGCUGCCUGUGCGGUAGGGGAGGCCAUUGAUCAAGAGAUUAGGAUACACAACUUUUUGGAGAAGACAAAAAAUAAAAAAGCAAAGAAAGAUGCAAGAAAAGAAGAGGAUGCUGCGUCUGAUAUUGCAACUAUAGAAGAAGGGAAACUAAGAAAAACUGUUAAUAAUUUAAUAAAGAAACAGAAGCUACAAACAGUAAGGGCAAUAAUAAAGGGUCAGGAUCCUACGAAACCUUGGACACCAGACGCCAAAGCUAAGGUUGGGAGCCGUCUAAUUGAAUUGCUCUUGCAAAGUGCAUAUAUACAACCUCCAGCUGACCAGUUUGCUGAAGGUCCACCUGAUAUUCGACCAGCAUUUGUACACACGUUUAUCAGUGUAACAGAAUCAAAGGAGACUAAAAGAUAUGGCGUUAUCCAGUGUGACCCUGUUAUUCGCAGUGGACUUGACAAAACUGUCAGGCACAUGGUUAUCCCUUAUAUGCCAAUGUUGGUGCCUCCAGUCAAGUGGACAGGUUAUGACAAGGGGGCACACCUGUUUUUACCAUCAUACGUUAUGCGCAUUCGUGGAGCGAGGCAACAGAGGGAAGCUAUUAAGAGGGCCCCCAAGAAACAGUUGGAAUUUGUCUUUGAGGCCCUUGAUACACUUGGAAAUACCAAAUGGAGGGUGCACAAAACUGUACUUAAUGUUGUUGACAGGAUAUGGAAUAGCGGAGGUCGUCUUGCUGAUUUGGUUGACCGUGAUGAUCUUCCUUUACCAGAGCAACCGGACACAGAAGACGAAGCUGUUGUUAAGCAAUGGAAGUGGAAAAUUAAAAAAGUGAAGAAGGAAAACCGUGAAAGACAUUCACAGAGAUGUGAUAUAGAACUCAAGCUUUCUGUAGCGCGCAGGUUAAGGGAUGAAGAAGGCUUCUUUUACCCACACAACCUGGACUUUCGAGGUCGUGCAUACCCCAUACAUCCACACUUAAACCAUCUUGGUUCUGAUGUUUGUCGGGGUAUAUUGGAGUUUGCAGAGGGUCGACCUCUUGGAAAGUCUGGCCUACACUGGCUGAAGAUACACCUGGCAAAUUUAUAUGCUGGUGGUGUGGACAAAUUAUCUCACGAUGGCCGAAUAGCAUUUACUGAAAGUCAUCUUGAUGAUAUUUUUGAUUCUGCGGAUAAACCACUAGAAGGAAGGCGAUGGUGGUUAAAAGCAGAAGAUCCAUUUCAGUGUUUGGCUGUGUGUAUUAAUCUUUCUGAAGCUCUGAGGAGCUCAUCGCCUGAGACAACGAUUUCACAUAUUCCUGUACACCAGGACGGCUCUUGCAAUGGAUUACAGCAUUAUGCUGCCCUUGGAAGAGACAAGCUGGGAGCGGAUGCUGUUAAUUUGAUUGCAGGUGGUGAGCCUGCAGAUGUUUACUCUGGUAUAGCAGCUAGAGUUCUUAAAAUAGUACAGGAUGAUGCAAAGAAAGAUCCUGCAACUUUUUCCGAGGCAGUGUGUGCAAGAAAUUUAGUCAAUCAGGUAGACAGGAAGUUGGUGAAGCAGACUGUGAUGACCUCAGUAUAUGGUGUUACUUAUAUUGGUGCUCGUGAUCAGAUUAAAAAGAGGUUGAAGGAACGUGGUUCCAUUGAAGAUGAUGCAGAGCUCUUUCGUGCGGCUUGCUAUGCUGCAAGAGUUACAUUAACUGCACUGGGUGAGAUGUUUGAAGCUGCACGCAGUAUCAUGAGCUGGCUAGGAGAUUGUGCAAAGAUAAUUGCCUCCGAAAAUCAACCAGUGCGAUGGAUAACCCCGCUUGGACUCCCAGUUGUGCAGCCUUACCGGAAAUUUGGAAGACAUCAUAUUAGGACUUCGCUACAGGUUUUGACAUUGCAGCGGGAAACGGAAAAGGUCAUGGUCAAACGACAAAGAACAGCUUUCCCUCCAAAUUUUGUUCACUCCCUGGAUGGUUCUCAUAUGAUGAUGACAGCUGUGGCAUGCAAAAAGGCAGGACUCAAUUUUGCAGGGGUGCAUGAUUCAUAUUGGACACAUGCAUGUGAUGUGGAUGAAAUGAACAGGAUACUGAGAGAGAAGUUUGUUGAACUCUACGAAAGACCAAUAUUGGAAAACUUGUUGGAGGGAUUCCAGAAGUCUUUCCCCACAUUAUGCUUCCCACCUCUCCCCGAACGUGGAGACUUUGAACUGAAAGACGUCCUCGAGUCACUCUAUUUUUUUAACUAAUCUGUCAGUCAGCAAUGCUCAUCUACAAUUAAUUAUGUUCCUUUCUUGCUGACAAUGCAUUGCAAGCAACUUUUACCAAGAUAUUGAUUGUCAGAGGCUUGUUGGAGUUGGCCAUUAGCAAAAUGGAGGUUCCACUAUCUGAUCCCCCCCCCCCCCCUCCUUCCAGAAGUUUCCUCCGUCAAGCGGCUGAAGCACCCCCCUACCCUCUCCAGAAGUCUCUACCCUGCAGCGGCUGAAGAUGUCUACAGUGCAUAGGUAUCAUACCAUUUUGUAAAGUUAUUCCAGUUUCUAUACAUAUCAUAGGAUAGUUUGUAUAAUUGUAUUAACAACAAAGAUUCUUUGCUACGUAUAUAUUCAAAGCAAAUUCAGUUCACUACGGAUACUUAUCAUCAUUCUUUAACUUUGAUCUCACCGUCAUCUAUUUUCCCGUUUUUUUUUAUUUAAAAGUUGUUCUCGAUUAGUCUCAGCCUUUCACCUCAUUUAUAGCAGUGUCUGAUAUGGUUCAUUUAACUUCUUUGUUAUGUUAGUUCAUAACUGUACUUCGUAACUAGAUAUGGCUUAUAUAUUGAAUGUGAAUCUUAGUGUUUUUAUCGUUGUUAUUCAGCAUAUGAUAACGCGAUAGCAUUUGAAUUGAAUCGUACUACCAAGGAGCAAAGGAGCCAUAUCGAUUAAGAUCAAUAUGCCUGAAUUUCAAGAAAAUAAAUAAAGAGAAUCUGAAGUUACCAAAAAAUAGAAUAUUUAUAUUUUUAGUAAUACUUGUACAUUUAACAUCACCAGCAAAUUUGAAAUACAUAGACUAUGAGAUUUACAGUAGUAUCAAGAAGAGCACAAGGGUU